Messenger RNA from Rotaria sordida, 260 nucleotides. The record is from the annotation of a GenBank genome assembly. NCBI's taxonomy places the organism in Eukaryota, Metazoa, Rotifera, Eurotatoria, Philodinida, Philodinidae.
AUGGCAAUGACAACAUCAAAUCUCAAUUCUAUUAAAACUAUUACCCGUCGUAAUACAGUUUCUGACGCAAAAAUAGUCAAUGAACAAGUCCUAUCACAAGAGCUUGGCCAAUUUUCACCUUUCAAAAUCAAUUCAACAAAAAAACAAAUAACAAGAUUUCCUAUAGAAAUUAUUCUUUCGAAAACAAUUGGUAGUGAAUGGCAAUCUAUACCCGACUAUCUUUGUUCAAAAAAUCCAUCUUUUGAAAAGAAACUUCGAAC